AUGAGUACUUCGAACUUCGACACAUGCCCCGAGUCUACAUCCGACAAGGAUCAAUGGAAGACUCGCCCCCCCUACCGCGUACACCUCCCCAAUGAAAACUUUCACACUCUAUAUGAGGCAAGUUGCCACUGCGGCCGAGUAAAAUACCAAUUAGGUCGCGAAAAGCCCCUGGACAGCAAGCUUUGCCACUGUACGACUUGCCAAACUCAACAUGCCGCACCCUUCCAAUGGGCCGCCAUUUUCCACAAAGAUGACAUCAACUUCAUCAAGGGCCACCACUGCCUAGAGUGGUACGAUCCUACCGAAAAGACAGUCGAAUACAAAUUACCGUGCAAAGUUCGCUGCAAUUACUGCCAUUCCCCAAUCAUGGACGAAGGGCGGAACAUGAUUCUGCUCUUUCCCUCUCUGAUACAUUUCAAGUCUGACAAGGAAAGAGAGAAUUUUAAGCCGAGAUUGCACAUGUUCUACCAGCAGCGUGUGAUGGAUGUCCCAGACGGCCUUCCAAAAUGGUCGGGAAUCAAUGAAGACAGCGAGUUGAUCGAAGACAGCCCACCAGAGAAGAUAAAGGAAGAGGAACGAGAAAGGAUCAAGAGAUGA
Beauveria bassiana ARSEF 2860 is the source of this 597-nucleotide messenger RNA. RefSeq names its product glutathione-dependent formaldehyde-activating, GFA. Gene Ontology annotation, molecular function: carbon-sulfur lyase activity. The transcript has 3 exons. The record is from RefSeq and is a predicted model, not a curated record. Lineage: Eukaryota; Fungi; Ascomycota; Sordariomycetes; Hypocreales; Cordycipitaceae. The coding region runs from base 1 to 597 and encodes 198 amino acids.